GUCGACGAUGGAAGGAACCCCAGCAUCAAGAAAUGCCUUUUCCCUCUGUUUAACUCAAAGAAUAGUUUAAAGCAUAACUCCUCUCAGAAAGUUCUUCCUGUAGUGCCAUCGCCCAUGGUACAACAUCAGUCUACUGCACCCUGCUCUACCUCACCAGUAAACUAUAACCCUCUAUCAUGACGCAUGCUAUUUUACAUAUGUGACAGGCUAGGAAGCACGGGAAACACUGACCAAAACUAUGGUUCCCAGUUCCUACCCUGUCACACAUACAUGCAGUAACAGUACUCUGUGCGUCAACUACAGUGGAUUCAUUAAUUCAUCUGUUAUUGUUGACAUGAACAUCGGCGGCCAUUUUGAGUUCAUACCACCACACCAGCUUCCAGAUCUGUGAACUGUAGUACUGGUCUAUAAUCAGAUCUACAACACACUGGUGUAAGCAGAUUGAAUGUAGGUCAGCCUACUCUAAACUGGUCUGGGAUCAGGAGCUACAGUUAAGUAGGCUACGUCCUCAGGGCUGUUUCUCCUCGCAAAUGUCCCCACACCGGAUCUCUAUCUCUCUCUUCUUUCUCUCUCUCUCUCUCUCUCUCUCUCUCUCUCUCUCUCUCUCUCUCUCUCUCUCUCUCUCUCUCUCUCUCUCUCUCUCUCUCGCUCUCUCUCUCUCUCUCUCGCUCUCUCUCUCUCUCUCCCCCUCCCUCCCUCUGUCCUCCCUCUGGCACCAUGGAUAGUAUCUAAGCCCCCCAGCCCAGCCCAUCAGGGCCUCAGCUUCCUCUCUAAAUCUGUCCUCUACAGCAGAGGAGACCAUCUGGUCCUAGUGAUGCAAGACAAGGCCAGCCAUCUCAGUCUCAGCUGUUCUACCGUCUACAUGGUAGUGACUGGUUAACCAACAGUAUUUCUGUUUGCAUACGUUCUGCUCAAUGGGCUGACGUUUUGAUAGACAGCCCCUCAGUUGCCAAUAGAGUUUUAACCAUAAGCUAUAGUACAGUCAUUAAAAUGAGACAAAACAGAGCUGUGUCAGUAUUUCUCUGACAGAGAUGCCAGAGAUGGACAGGAGUCACUGGACCAUGGUCAUGCAAGAAAUGCACUACCAGUUGGGUCUCACAGUCACUACUUCCUGGGUUUGAGAGCUGGUGUCCUGGUUGGUUCCUGGGUUCAUUCCAUGUGAUGUCAUCACUGUGAUGUCACCGUCCGCUCUGCUCCAUGAUAUUAACAGCAUGUGAAGCGUCUGGUGCAGUAGGGUCGAGGAGGAGGAGAGGGAAUUGGGAGGAGGAGGGGAGGAGAGGGGUGCAUGGAGGACCCACAGCCGUCGAGAGAUGUGCCUGUGAUGCCUGCUCAUCAUAUUUGCACGUUGUGUUACCCACAAUGCACUCCGAAAGUGUCCACUAGACCCCAAAUGCAGUCAGAGUAGAUUUCAUAGCCUUGGUCCCUCUGGAGGUCUAGUGGAUGUUUUGGGGUGUACAGGUUUAUUGAAAUGUCCUGAGUCUAUCGUUUUUGACUGUGUCAUUGUUAACCGGUCCACCCCCCUUUCCUGUUGUGAAAUGGUAGGUUCCUGGUGAUGGGCAGGACCACUUGUUUAUCCAGAAGGGGUCCAAGUCCUCCUCCUCGUCCUCCUCGCACCACGGCAGCCGGCGGAAGAACCGUGAACGCUCCCGGGAUAGGGAUCGUGAGCGCGAGCAGAGCCGAGACCGCGACAGAGAGAGAGAGAGAGAGAGGGAGAGAGGGAGACAGAGAGAGAGAGUCAGUGACUGGCCUCAGGAGAAACAGGUGGAUUCACAAUCACAGUUCAUUUAUGUUUACUCUUUCAAUUUCAAUUGACUUCCUGAAUUCUAAAGUGAAUUGUUCCUUUCCACCUUGGUGUACCCGCUUAGUGUUCACAAGCUUGUGGUGAUUGUUUUCUAUGCCUCCCCCUCAGAACCAACCCCUGAAGUCCCUACGCAGACUCCUGCACCUCUCCCCCUCCUCCUCUUCCAGCCAACCCCCUCCUCCUUCCGACCUGCGAUUCCAGCACCUCCCCAACCCCAACCCCCCCGCCUCCUCCUCUAAAGGGGGAGUCUUCAGCGACGGGAGGGGUGACAGUAGGUCCCACCAGGGACACCCUAGCAGCAGCAGCUCCAGCUCUGGUCAGUCUAAGAGCCACCGGAAGCAGAGUUACCCCCUCCCGGGGCAGUUACAGGGGCAGAUUGAGUCCAACUGGCACGCAGUGGCCCUCGCCAGGGCAGAGGGGGCUCAGCCGUACCCCGACCAAAUGGUCGCCAACGGGCCCACCUUUACCAGGCCGUCAAGGUCACGGAUGCCAAACCUCAACGACCUGAAAGAGACAGCCCUGUGAGGAGAGCAUGGAAUUAGAAUUCUAUCACCCACCCAUUGACUUGAAUGGGGAUGUCCA
Coregonus sp. 'balchen' is the source of this 2383-nucleotide messenger RNA. Lineage: Eukaryota; Metazoa; Chordata; Actinopteri; Salmoniformes; Salmonidae. The record is from the annotation of a GenBank genome assembly.